AUGGCCGAUAGUAUAAAAGAAACGCACGAAAUCCAAGGAACAAUGAAGAGUUUGACAAAUGGUGGCAAUGGUUCUGACAGUGAUAUGAAGUUGGAACCAUCAAGUCCAACAGAACGAUAUGUUUUUUCAAGAUGUAAUAGUACUGGUUCAUUGCACACACCGUCGUCAUCAGCACAUAAUACUGAAGAUGAAGACAGCGAUAACAAAAACUCAACAAUAAGCUACAAAGAGCGUCGCCGAGAAGCUCACACCCAAGCCGAGCAGAAACGACGUGAUGCAAUAAAAAAAGGGUACGACUCCCUUCAGGACUUGGUUCCAUCAUGUCAACAUUCAGACUCAUCUGGCUACAAGCUUUCCAAAGCGACGGUGUUGCAGAAGUCUAUCGACUACAUUCAGUUUCUGCUGCAGCAAAAGAAGAAGCAGGAAGAGGAACGCAAUGCACUGCGUAAAGAGGUUCUGGCUUUACGUAUCAUGGAGGCUAAUUACGAGCAGAUAGUCAAAGCUCAUCAGACUCAGCCGAACUACACCGAGAUGCGAGUGUCCGAUGAAACUAAGUUCCAAGUUAGUAUAAUGGAUCAAUUAUUCCAAAGCUUUAAUCACAUUUCAGUUGCUAACUUUAAUGAAUUAUCGGGUUCUGUCUUCAGUUGGUUAGAGGAGCACUGCAAACCUCAAACAUUACAUGAAGUUGUGCGUUCAGUACUCCAACAAUUGCACAACCGAAUUAGCUAG
This is a messenger RNA of Cotesia congregata, 729 nucleotides long. Lineage: Eukaryota; Metazoa; Arthropoda; Insecta; Hymenoptera; Braconidae. The record is from the annotation of a GenBank genome assembly.